Molecule: messenger RNA, 889 nt
Organism: Belonocnema kinseyi
Lineage: Eukaryota; Metazoa; Arthropoda; Insecta; Hymenoptera; Cynipidae
Exons: 2
Coding region: 25-459 (144 amino acids)
Source: RefSeq, a predicted model, not a curated record
GGCAGGUUUCUGUAAUCAACGAAUAUGAAGCUUUUUGAUAUCCUUCUGUUCACCGUGGCGAUUUUCCUUAAUUCUAUUGAAUUAACUUCACAAAAAUUUUGGCAAAGGACAAAAAUACAAUAUCCUCCGGACCAUGUAUUUACUUUUAGUGGCGUUUACGCUUACAUUUCUAAAGAGUUCACCGAACUAGAAGGAAGUUAUCUCGGCGGAGUAAGAGAUGGUUAUCUUUUUGGAAUCUACCUCGACGAAAAAGAAAAUGUUAGGAACAUAUUUAAUUGUAAGAAGAAACCGAUUAAAAUAGAAAUGAAAUAUGAUCAUCGUAGCACAGUAAAUAAACGCGACUUUGAAUAUUUUCCUUUCCUUCUACCAAGUCUGAAAAUGUUUUCAUCUAAAGUCAAUUUUGUACACGCCAAACCAAGUGAAGAGAAAAAAAAGUUUUUUAAUUUUUACAAGUCCUGAAUAAUUUUUGGAAAAAAGUACAAGAAAAGUUCUAUUUUACUUUGACGUGGCGUUCUUACAAUGGCUCAUCAGAUUUCUCAUGUAAAAAGGUCCAGUUGAAAUUGAACUAAAGUACCAAGAUAGUUCAAAUCACAAAAAAAAGCUAUAAAAAAAAUAAAGAGAAAAAAUGGUUAACAGUAUGCACCAUAUGACUUUAUCAUCAUUAAUUUAUUAAAAAAUUUCCCGUAUCACCUGCACUUUUUUUGGACUAAACUACCGAAAAAGUUUCACUUUAUUUUUUUAGGGAAGAACUUUUGAGAAAAAAGCAACAAAAAAGCAUUACUUUCUUCUAUAAAUUUUUUUAUUAUUGUUAUUAUUUCAGACCCGCAGAGAAUUUCUAAACAAAUUAAAUUGUUCUUUCAGGAUUGUUUGGUUCCGAAAACUGUUAUUU